Trichoplax adhaerens is the source of this 870-nucleotide messenger RNA. RefSeq lists its product as uncharacterized. The annotation marks the transcript as partial. The record is from RefSeq and is a predicted model, not a curated record. The transcript has 2 exons. Gene Ontology annotation, molecular function: peptidyl-prolyl cis-trans isomerase activity; RNA methyltransferase activity; RNA binding. Gene Ontology annotation, biological process: wobble position uridine ribose methylation; wobble position cytosine ribose methylation. NCBI's taxonomy places the organism in Eukaryota, Metazoa, Placozoa, Uniplacotomia, Trichoplacea, Trichoplacidae.
GCAACUUCAGUACAAGUGUUGGCUGAAGGGAAAGGCUCGAAAGUUAAAGAAGGUGACACUCCCCUGAUUAAAUACGUUGGCAAAUUCAUCGACGGAAAAGUCUUUGGUGAAUCAAAAGAAGAAGAGUCUAUUUCUCUUGAUGAUACUAUAGCAGGUUUCAGCAAAGGGAUUGUUGGAAUGCAUGAAGGUGAAAAGAGGAAACUUUAUAUUCAUCCUGAGCUAGGCUAUGGAGAUUCAGGAUUUUUACCUCCGAGCUCUCUCCUUGAAUUUGAAAUUGAAGUCGUAAAAGCUAAUGUUCAAAAUGAAGAAGUUGAAGCCCUUACUAAAACGCCUUCAAUCGAUAAAGAUUCCGCAGAAAUUGCAGACCAUUCUCCUGAAAAAACUGAGAAAUCGACUGCAGCUCCUAUGAAAAUUGUGCUUUACAACCCUCAAAUUCCUCAAAACACUGGCAAUAUCAUCAGAACUUGUAGUGUAACAGGAGCCGAAUUGAUUUUGGUUAAACCACUCGGUUUUGAAUUGUCCGAUCGCAAAUUAAAAAGAGCGGGCCUUGAUUACUGGGAUGAAGUGAAAAUCUCAGUCGUUGAUUCUUUAGAAGAAAUUUUAGAAGAAAACGAUGACUUUUGUUUUUUUUCAUCGAAAGCCACUCAAUGGCAUACUGACAGAACCUAUAGUAAAAAUAGCAUCCUGAUUUUUGGUUCGGAAACCUCAGGAUUGCCUAUUGAAGUUAUGAGGAAGUAUCAAGAAAAGUUAAUUAAGAUCCCGAUGCUAGCAAAACAACGUUGUUUGAAUUUAUCAAACGCUGUCAGCAUCGGGAUAUACGAAGCCUGGCGGCAGGUUGGCUUUAAAGAACUGAUUCAACAACCUGUUUAA